AUGACUGAAAAAAGUUCAACCCCUGCCUCGGGGCGUAGGACCCCAGGGCUCAGGAGGACUGAGCCAGGACUGAGCCGAAGCUGCCCCAGGGCUUUCUGGUCCCCUCAGCCAUCUUCCAAGUCUGGCCAGGUGGAUGGGACCAGCAAGGAGAAUCUGCACCUUGACAUUCAGAAACUGAAGGAGGAGAGGGACAUGCUGGACAGGGAGAUCUCCCGAUUCAUAUUUGAGAGCUACAGUGUGGAUGAACUGGGGGACCACAUCUCCCAGCUCUAUGAGCAUAAUGACAUCAAGGACAUGGGGCAGGCGCUGCUGGGCAAACUAGUACUGAGCCUGCUUCGGAGCUGCAGGUGGGUUUGA
Molecule: messenger RNA, 357 nt
Organism: Cynocephalus volans (Philippine flying lemur)
Lineage: Eukaryota; Metazoa; Chordata; Mammalia; Dermoptera; Cynocephalidae
Product: DNA repair protein SWI5 homolog
Exons: 6
Coding region: 1-357 (118 amino acids)
Biological process (GO): double-strand break repair via homologous recombination
Cellular component (GO): Swi5-Sfr1 complex; Swi5-Swi2 complex
Source: RefSeq, a predicted model, not a curated record